UUCACGGUGACUGACGGGUCCGCCGUUUUCCAGACGUUAGUGUCCUGAGCAUAUCAGAUAAAUCCGAGUACACUACAAAGAAAUCCGUCUGUCUCACAACUCCGUGGUAUACAGUACCGUGUCCCUUUAAAAUCCUCUGACUAAAAACCCAUAUGAUCCCAGAGCUCCAAUCACCAAUUCCUUCUGCAAAAGCAGCCUCUGCAUUCUGCUCCGUGUGAAUGCUACUGGGGGGCAAGGACCGGGGAAGAGGGGAGAGCUGAAGAAAUGUGAAAUUCAACGAUCCUUUUCAUGGCGAACGGAAAGCAGAUGCAAAGGGAGUUAUACUGGGACUCCUGUGAGCCUCGACCCACCGGAUCAAAAUGCUCCUAGUGGAGAAGACCUCCGACUUCCCCACAGCCGAGUUCUCUCUGGUGGAGGAUGUGGCGCUGCACUUCACUUGCCUGAUGGAGCGGCUCAAUCAGCAGCGCCUCUUCCAACCCGCCCUGUGUGACGUGGACAUUGUCCUGGUGCGCCAGCGCAGCACCUUCCCCGCCCACAAGGGGGUACUGGCGGCCUACAGCCCCUUCUUCCACUCCCUGUUCGCCCAGAGCAAGCAGCUGCGGCGCGUGGAUCUGUCGCUGGACGCCCUGACCUCGCAGGGCCUGCAGCAGAUCCUCAAUUUCAUCUACACCUCCCGCCUGCUGGUGAGCAGCCGCUCCGUCAGGGACGUGCUCAACGCCGCCACCCUGCUGCGCAUGAGCGACAUCGCCGCCUCCUGCCGCGACCUCAUCUGCAGCCAAUCGCUGAGGACCGUCGCCGGGGCCGACAUGACCAAGCAGGGGGGCCUCGGAGACGCGGCCCCGGGGACGAGGCCCGUGCCCGGCCAGCUGUACCGGGAGAUCAAGCAAGAGUCGGAGGGGCUGGGGAGGGUGUACACCACCAGGGAGGGCAGCAGCCCCUUCUCCGUCAGGGUGGAGGAAACCCCCCUAGGGAAGAGCCAGCAAUACUACCCGGGGGAGGGGGGUCCGGGAGACGGUGUCCUGGGGGCCCUCUGUAAGCUGGAGGUCAAGGGGCCGCUGGAGUCAGGGGUCCCUGAGGGCCACGCCUCCUUCAACCGCGACCAGAUCAUCGUUGAGGUUAACCUCAACAACCAGACCCUUAACGUGUCCAAGGGGCCGGAGGGGGUGCAGGGCCCCGGGCCCCCCGAGACCCCCGGCCGCUCCACUCAUCGCUGCGGCAAUGGGGGGGCUUCUGAGGAGGAGCAGGAGGAGGAGAAUGAAGAGGAGGACGGAGAAGAUGAAGACGGGGCGGCCUUUGAAGAGGGAGAUGGAGGGCCCGACGCUCUGGGGCCAAGCAGCGAGGAGGAGGAAGAGGAGGAGGAUGAGGAGCAGGAGGAGGAGGAGGAGGAGAACAGCCUGGACAUCCCAGGCCUGGAGCUGCCGGGCCAGCUGAUUGAGAGGCCCCAGCGGGGGUCCCGGAGGCUGGCCAUAGGGCAAACGUUGGCCCACGCCUCACUGGCCAAUGUGCGGCAAGGGGGGCGCAAGAGGAGCCUGGACCCCGAGGGCCCGGUCCAAAAGGUGCGGCUGGAGGAGAAGCAGCACUUCCCCUGUAAGAAGUGCCCCCGCAUCUUCAACAACCGCUGGUACCUGGAGAAGCACAUGAAUGUCACACACAACCGCAUGCAGGUCUGCUCCCACUGCGGGAAGCGCUUCCUGCUGGAGAGCGAGCUGCUGCUGCACCACCAGACGGACUGUGAGAAGAGCAUCCAGUGUGUGACGUGCGGCAAGGCCUUCAAGAAGCUGUGGACCCUGCAUGAACACAACAAGAUCGUCCAUGGCUACGCAGAGAAGAAGUUCUCCUGUGAGAUCUGUGAGAAGAAGUUCUACACCAUGGCUCACGUGAGGAAGCACAUGGUCGCUCAUACUAAGGACAUGCCUUUCACCUGUGAGACGUGUGGGAAGUCGUUCAAGCGCAGCAUGUCUCUGAAGGUCCACUCGCUGCAGCACUCUGGGGAGAAGCCCUUCAAGUGUGAGAACUGCAGUGAGCGGUUCCAGUACAAGUACCAGCUGCGCUCCCAUAUGAGCAUCCACAUCGGACACAAGCAGUUCAUGUGCCAGUGGUGCGGCAAGGACUUCAACAUGAAGCAGUACUUCGACGAGCACAUGAAGACCCACACAGGAGAGAAGCCGUACAUCUGUGAGAUCUGUGGUAAGAGCUUCACCAGCCGGCCAAACAUGAAGCGCCACCGCCGCACGCACACCGGCGAAAAGCCCUAUCCCUGCGAGGUGUGCGGCCAGCGCUUCCGCUUCUCCAACAUGCUCAAGGCCCACCGCGAGAAGUGCUUCCGGGUCAGCAACCUGUCACUGGUCGCCGACGGCAACGACCCCUCCCUGGAACUCCCCCACGGCCCUUCCAACGCCGUCGUUUCAGAGAGCACGCCCCCCGCCGAUGCUGUCUCGGGGGCCCGCCCCCUCCAGCCGCCCCCGGCCGGGUCCCACCUCCCCCCCCCGCCCCCACUGUUCUCCGCCGGCAGGAUGAACUCCGGCCGCUGACCCCCCCCGCCCCUUCUCACUCAGACUCUGAGGGGGGACUCCUGAGGGUAAGGGUAAGAGCGAUGGACCUCAGUGACGUUUGCACAGAGGGGACAGCCGCCAUGUUGGAAAACAAAAUGGCUACCACAGUAUGCAUACAGUGUACGUAUAUACAUCUAUAAAUACAUAUAUAUCUACAGAUAUAGUCACGCCAUGGCUUCCACUGUUUAGUUUUGCAGUAAGUGGAAGCUCCUGGUGACAUGUGACAACACUCAACUACUACACAGAGAAAUAGUUACUUUUUUUACUCGGUGAAUACAAUAGAUAACCUCACAGUCUGAUGACCUCACAGUCUGAUGACCUCACAGUCCGAUGACCUCACAGUCUGAUGACAUCACUUUUGGACACCUCAACUAGUUUCACACACACUCUCAUCACCCUGUGUAUUACACUUCAUGUAGGGAUGUUCACAGACUCACACACACACACACACACACACACACACACACACACACACACACACACACACACUCACAC
Messenger RNA from Gadus morhua (Atlantic cod), 3047 nucleotides. RefSeq names its product zinc finger and BTB domain containing 47b (gene zbtb47b). Gene Ontology annotation, biological process: regulation of transcription by RNA polymerase II. The transcript has 6 exons. NCBI's taxonomy places the organism in Eukaryota, Metazoa, Chordata, Actinopteri, Gadiformes, Gadidae. Gene Ontology annotation, molecular function: protein binding; DNA-binding transcription factor activity, RNA polymerase II-specific. Bases 360 to 2531 code for a protein of 723 amino acids. Gene Ontology annotation, cellular component: nucleus. The record is from RefSeq and is a predicted model, not a curated record.